AACCCUAAGGCUUCUAGAGCCUUUGAAAAUUUGAGGCUAGGUAAAGAUAGAAUGCCUUUCUUUAUGUCUCCUGACCAGAAACUGCACAAAGAUGGUUUGUGCAAGGGUCAAGGGGCAGGUUAGAAGAAUCUGACAUCCACUAUUUGCCUUGGAUACUGUGGUUUAUUUUGCUAAGAAAUUCUGAAUAGGGUGGAAUAGAGGAGGAGUAUCCUCAUAAUUGAGACCCAUGGUAUGUAUACAUGGGGCUUUAGGAAGUGAGUAUAGGCUCUUUCUGCUACCUGUGAGCAAUUCCCCUGGAAAGAAACAUGUAAGAAAGAGAACAAGAAUGUGUGUGUGUGUGUGUGUGUGUGUGCGUGUGUGUGUGUAUAUGUGUGUGCGCGCGCGUGCAAAUGUGAGUACAUGCACGGUCCUGUAUUUCUUUCUCCCUAUUAGGGAGUUUAUGCAAAAUUUGUCCCAGAUUUUAUCUUUGUAUGUUUGUAUGCUCUUCAAAGAGUCCUAAGAAAUUAAAUCUUCCAAGUAUUUUCCAUUUAGUGUUGCAGCCAAAGUAUUUAUUAAGUCUUUGCUGCACUUACAUAUAUACCCAGCCAACAUGCAACUAGAGGCAAAUAUAUAAUGUCUUCUAUUGAUAAGGUUGAUCUCUAACCUAACAUAUUCAGUGAUCAAGCUGGAUUACUCCUGCUUUUGGUGCUCUCGCCUUACUUGGAAGAUCUGUAACAUUACUGAAAUAGGCUGGUCAGAUAAACACUUUACAAAGUCCCAGACUUGGCCAUAAGGAUAAUGCUGCAUUUUCUGUCAGAAUCACACAGUGUGUGUUCUGUAAAGGUUAUUUCUGCAUGGAAACUCAACUUCUUGGAUUAGCAGUCCCAGUGAAAAUCCUCACUGUUGGAGUAUAAACCAAAUAUACAGUCCUUUUGCAAAGUAGCCUUUUUUAUUCCAUCCUCAAAAUACCCUAUCUAGCAAGAAACACGGGGCCUGUAAUUCUUUCCUCUGCUCCCUUUCCAAUUUUAAGAUUGGGUUUUGUUUGGAGCAGUAAAAUUCCAUGUGUUAAGUAGAACCUGGACUCCCAUUCCAACAGGGUCACUUGGUAAUUGUAGCCAUAUAAAUGUGGAUCCAGGUUACUACUCUCACUCUUUACCUUCCUCAGGUAAGUCAUGUUUAUCAGCCUUUGAAGAAAUGUUCCUGCCAGUAUCUUAAAUGCAAGACUGAAUUAAUAAGGAAAAAAAUAUAUUAAGUAUAUUCAUAGGGGACUGAGGAGCACAGGCUGAGGGAAUAUCAUUUACUGGGUUGCCCCCACCCCUCUUUUGUCUCCAGUCUGGUGCCAGGUAGUGGAGUGGAAAAGGAAAUGAUUUAUUUUUCUAUUCUAUGUGCACACAUACAGUAUACAUAUAUAUUUAUAUCACAAUUUAUGAAACCAAAAAGUUGAGUUUCCAAUGGAACCCUUGUUUUUUUUUUUAAUAAUCAACUUGUUUUUAAAUGUGAUUGGGACUAUAAUAUUGUACAGUUAUUAUAGGGUUUGGGGGGAAGGGGAGGGCAGAGAGAAGAUACUCUGGGGGGUUGCUUCUGUUUUCCUUCAGGGUUUUAUUUUUUGAUUUUUUUUUCUUGGUGGCCCUUUCUGUAUUGCUGGCAUCUGUGCUAAGCCAUACAGUGGCAAAAAUAAUGACAUGUAGCGAAGAUUUUAAAACAAUGCAUUUUUUCUUUUUGUAAAAUUUCUUGUGUCGUGUGAUCUUGAUUGCGGCUUUAUUCCUUUCCAGCUUAUAAAAUAUAGAUAACCACCACUAAAAGAAUACAUAGCUCAGGCUUGAAAUGUAACUCAGUGGGAGAGCAGUUGCCUAGUAUGCGCAAGUGUCUGAAAUCGAUCCCCAGCACCACAAGAAACAACAGAGAAGAAUCCAUAGCUUGAGCUUCAAAACAUACAAUUAUAAAGCAUUUCAGGAAUCAGAAGUCACAGUGCCCCGGUGAUUCAACACCCUUCCUCCUCACUUGCCCUCCUGAUCCUGACACAUUCUGAGAAGACAGCAGAGACAUCGGGCUACACUUAAAGGAGGUGGGGGUUGCCAAAGCCCAUAGGGGAAAGGGAGAGAGUUUGGACUUGAAACCAGUAGAGCAGCACACCUGGAUAUAUGUUCUCCUCUGGAUGAAAGAGUUAGGAAUUAGGACAUUUAAGCUUCCAAAUCUGGACCUGUAUUUCUUCUCUAGGCCCAUGGAGUUCAUAAGUAACAUUUAAAAUCAAAAGGCAAAGCCUUUGUUAUUCAGUGUCUGUAUAGAAUCCAGCUAGAAACUGGACCUCAUGUUUAUCCUUUCUACUCCAGGUCCCUCUCUUUUUUCCUCACAUCUGUUUAUGGAAGAAAAUAGAGCUUGGGGCCAGGGAUGAUUUCAUGACUGCACUAGAAUCUUAUGAUCUAUCACAUGUCUACAUUUUGGGGAAGCAUUUGAAGAAGCUCAUGUGAUGACCUAGAUUGGGAAUUUAAUAAUUGAGACAUACUCAUCAGACAUGCCACCAUCUGAGAAUUUUGUCAAUAAAGUUACAUCCAACUGCUGGAGCUGACUUCCGCAAUCCUGAUGGAAUAAAUCCAGCAUCCCUAGUCUUCCAACCACAUUAGACAUACUUUCUGACCCAAGAGGAGCUCAGACAGCAAGAUUCCCGGCAGCAGGAUGUGGGGGCUCAAGGUUCUGCUGCUACCCAUGGUGAGCUUUGCUCUGUACCCUGAAGAAAUACUGGAUACCCAGUGGGAAUUAUGGAAGAAGACCUAUAUGAAGCAAUACAAUGGCAAGGUGGAUGAACUCUCUCGUCGUUUAAUUUGGGAAAAGAACCUGAAGUAUAUUUCUGUCCACAAUCUUGAGGCCUCUCUUGGUGUACAUACGUAUGAAUUGGCUAUGAAUCACUUGGGGGACAUGACCAGUGAAGAAGUAGUUCAGAAGAUGACUGGACUCAAAGUCCCUGCCUCUCGUUUCCAUAGUAAUGACACCCUUUACAUACCAGAAUGGGAGGGCAGAACCCCAGAUUCCAUCGACUAUCGAAAGAAGGGAUAUGUUACUCCGGUCAAAAAUCAGGGUCAGUGUGGUUCCUGUUGGGCUUUUAGUUCUGUGGGUGCCCUGGAGGGACAACUCAAGAAGAAAACUGGCAAACUCUUAAAUCUGAGUCCACAGAACCUGGUGGAUUGUGUUUCUGAUAAUGAUGGCUGCGGAGGGGGCUAUAUGACCAAUGCCUUCCAGUAUGUGCAGCAGAAUCGGGGUAUUGAUUCUGAAGAUGCGUAUCCAUACGUGGGACAGGAUGAAAGUUGUAUGUACAACCCAACAGGCAAAGCAGCUAAAUGCAGAGGAUUCAGGGAGAUUCCCAUAGGGAAUGAGAAAGCCCUAAAGAGAGCAGUGGCUCGAGUGGGCCCGGUCUCUGUGGCCAUUGAUGCAAGCUUGACCUCUUUCCAGUUUUACAGCAAAGGUGUAUAUUAUGAUGAAAACUGCAAUAGCGAUAAUCUGAACCAUGCAUUGUUGGCAGUAGGAUAUGGGACCCAGAAAGGAAACAAGCACUGGAUAAUUAAGAACAGCUGGGGAGAAAACUGGGGAAACAAAGGCUACAUUCUCAUGGCUCGGAAUAAGAACAACGCCUGUGGCAUUGCAAACUUGGCCAGCUUCCCCAAGAUGUGACCGCAAGCAGCCAACCCCAUCCUGCUCUUCUAUUCCUUCUAUGAUGGUACAAUCUGUUGAUGUACUUUGGAAGGGAGUUGUGUUAUUCUUGAAGUAGAUGUGGUGAUACUGAGACUUUUUAAUUCUCUAAUUAUUGGUGCUUCAAGUGACACCUAUACAACCUUCUGUUCUUUCCACCCUUUUUCUUUGUGGCCAUAGCAGGAAUUUCCCUAAGAGAUGUAUCCUUUUAGGCUCAGAGAUAUGACCACAGACUGACUUUGUUCUGGGACUGUUGCUAUGUGGAUAGAUUCAUUCAUUGGGAUUAUUUAGCUUUAACCACCCCAGAGGACUGAAGUGACCUGACUUCUCUACUUCCAAGUCCCCUUCUAAAUCCUCAAGGGAGAUAUUUCUGAGUUUUUUCAUUCCAAUUCACAAAUCUAUUCAUAAAUAUUUGGUACAAGUUUCCAAAAUAUAAAAAUGUAUUUUCUUUUUCUUCUUUGAUUUUUUUAAAAUAAAGUAUUUAUCU
Messenger RNA from Dipodomys ordii (Ord's kangaroo rat), 4147 nucleotides. It is a transcript of the gene Ctsk, whose product is annotated as cathepsin K. The record is from RefSeq and is a predicted model, not a curated record. NCBI's taxonomy places the organism in Eukaryota, Metazoa, Chordata, Mammalia, Rodentia, Heteromyidae. The transcript is spliced from 9 exons. Gene Ontology annotation, molecular function: cysteine-type endopeptidase activity. Gene Ontology annotation, biological process: immune response. Gene Ontology annotation, cellular component: lysosome. Bases 2653 to 3642 code for a protein of 329 amino acids.